AGAUCUGAGUGGAUGAAAUGGUGAUAUAUGGUGGUGUGUGAGGGGAAAACCUGACUUUCAGUCACUCUUGGAGUUCCAGUCUGUGGAAUGGUGUGGGACAGUUCCUGGUAUUGCCUACAUCUCUUCCUGCGCAGCUUUUUAAGUGCUCUAAUGAGAUGGAGUGGGCAAGAAAAAAAGUCAAAGUGAUGCUGCGGGAGAGAAACGGGAAUAUGAAGAUGUGGCGUUUGUGUAACGCGUUUCUAAUUAAAGACACGGCCAUGUAACCCCACGAGGGACAACUCCUUCCGUCUGCGAGCCUCAAUAAAUUGGCAAGAAUCGACGGCGAAUGUUUCGAGACUUCACGAACGAGCGGCGCGCGCUCAAUGCUCUCAAGGAGCUUUCAGGAGUUUUCACCUCAAGCCUCGGAAACAUCACAAGAGAGACCGACCACGCACACUUCCCACGCUCAAGUAUAAUAAAGGACAGUUCCCUUUAAAGGAUCGCUCACUCUCUUUUUUUCUCUUCGCGUGUCUGAGCCUGAGCACCCGAAACUCAACAAAAUACAUCGCGCGCUCAAUCGCCCCAAACGGAUUAAGGAAAAGUAACUCCACGAUACGAGCGUCCACAGGCUGUACCACGAUUGAGGACUUGGGCAGUGCCGUACUUUUGUACACUCUGGUUGCGGGAGCGAUGCGCGCCUUGCGGGCUCCGGUGGUCGUCAUGGGGCUCGUAUUGUUAAUCUGCACUACCGUACACAGCGAUGCCAGCGCGAACAACGUCGACAAGGACGAGAAAACGUGGUUCAGACGGAUAUUAGACAUCACGAGACAGGUUGAAAACAGCGCUGGCGUUGAGCGCGCGCAAACAACCUCAAAGACAGAGCGCGCGCUUCAGCCAAAGGAUAAUCUGAAAACGAAGAAUGGGGAAACAAUACUAGAAAUCUUUCCCAGAGACCUCCGAAAGAAAGAGAAGAUCAUAAAACACUUAACAGGUCCUCUUUAUUUCAGUCCGAAAUGCAGAAAGCAUGUCUACAGGCUUUACCACAACACAAGAGACUGCACAAUCCCUGCAUGUGAGUACAGCCGAGCAUGCCCAUCUAUUCAGACACCACAACUAGGUUACAUCUCUGCCCACAUGCAUACGCCACGACCCUCUACAAACUGGCUUUAUGUUCAUGAUGUCGGUUAGGUGCCCCAGAUAUACCUGUGCACAUGGACUUUUAACAGAAAAAGUAUAGCCAACAAAUUCAGGACUCAUCCAGCUGACUAUCCUACUCAUCCAGCUUUACUCCUGUCCUUAGACUACAAAAGGUGCGCACGGCUCCUGACGCGACUGGCAGGGAGUCCAAGGU
Myxocyprinus asiaticus (Chinese sucker) is the source of this 1330-nucleotide messenger RNA. RefSeq names its product ALK and LTK ligand 2a-like. NCBI's taxonomy places the organism in Eukaryota, Metazoa, Chordata, Actinopteri, Cypriniformes, Catostomidae. The record is from RefSeq and is a predicted model, not a curated record. Gene Ontology annotation, molecular function: receptor tyrosine kinase binding; receptor signaling protein tyrosine kinase activator activity. Gene Ontology annotation, biological process: positive regulation of ERK5 cascade; positive regulation of ERK1 and ERK2 cascade. The transcript has 4 exons. Bases 670 to 1167 code for a protein of 165 amino acids.